GACGCGCGCUGCUUUAAAAGUCGCGGCCCGGGGGCUCCUCCCGACUCGCUGCUGCCCCGGGCCCGGCUGCUCGUCUGCUCUCCCGCUCCCUCGGCUCCGUGCACGCCGCCACCGCCGCCAUGCUCUCCGUACGCGUCCCGCUCGCCACCCUCGCUGACCAGCAGCAGCUGCAGCUGUCGCCGCUCAAAGGGCUCAGCCUGGCCGACAAGGAGAACACGCCCCCGUCCCUCAGCGGGACCCGCGUGCUGGCCAGCAAGACGGCCCGGAGGAUCUUCCAGGAGCCCGCGGAGCCGAAAUCGGCAGCUGCCGCGGCCGGCGAGGAGGAGGAGCCGCUGCUGCGGGAGAACCCCCGGCGCUUCGUCAUCUUCCCCAUCGAGUACCACGACAUCUGGCAGAUGUACAAGAAGGCCGAGGCGUCCUUCUGGACGGCCGAGGAGGUGGAUUUGUCCAAGGACAUUCAGCACUGGGAGGCCCUGAAGGACGAGGAGCGGUACUUCAUCUCGCACGUCUUGGCUUUCUUCGCCGCCAGCGACGGCAUAGUAAACGAAAACUUAGUGGAGCGGUUUAGCCAAGAAGUUCAGAUCACCGAAGCCCGCUGCUUCUACGGCUUCCAAAUUGCCAUGGAAAACAUACAUUCAGAAAUGUACAGCCUGCUUAUCGACACUUACAUUAAGGACCCCAAGGAAAGGGAAUUCCUCUUUAACGCCAUUGAGACGAUGCCUUGUGUCAAGAAGAAGGCGGACUGGGCCUUGCGCUGGAUUGGGGACAAAGAGGCGACCUAUGGAGAACGGGUGGUAGCCUUCGCUGCGGUGGAAGGCAUUUUCUUCUCCGGCUCCUUCGCGUCCAUCUUCUGGCUCAAGAAGCGAGGCCUGAUGCCUGGGCUCACUUUCUCCAAUGAACUCAUUAGCAGGGAUGAGGGUCUGCACUGCGACUUCGCCUGCCUCAUGUUCAAGCACCUGCUGCACAAGCCCUCCGAGCAGAGGGUGAGAGAGAUCAUCGUCAACGCGGUGCGGAUCGAGCAGGAGUUCCUCACGGAGGCUCUGCCCGUCAAGCUCAUUGGCAUGAACUGCACUCUGAUGAAGCAGUACAUCGAGUUCGUAGCGGACAGGCUGCUGCUGGAGCUCGGCUUUAACAAGAUUUUCAGAGUAGAGAAUCCCUUUGACUUCAUGGAGAAUAUUUCACUGGAAGGGAAGACGAACUUCUUUGAAAAGCGGGUAGGCGAGUACCAGAGGAUGGGGGUAAUGUCGAGUCCAUCGGAAAACUCCUUUACCUUGGACGCUGACUUCUAGAUGAACUGUGAAGAGGCACUCUCAUGGCUGAUUUCUUUACCCAUCCAUCUAAAAAAAAAAAAGCUGGAAGUUUCGCCGAACUACCCCAUGAAUUGUCCCAAGUGUUGGUGUAUGGCAUCUUAAGGUUGUGUGGCUAUCUCAGUGGGUUGUUUGUCACUAGAGAGAACAUCAGGGAAAGUUCCUGGGAUGCUUGGGACAGGACUUGGCUGUGGUCGCCUUCCAGGCACAGUCCUGCCGCCUGCCUGCGACCUCACCCUGGCA
This is a messenger RNA of Ochotona princeps (American pika), 1550 nucleotides long. It is a transcript of the gene RRM2, whose product is annotated as ribonucleotide reductase regulatory subunit M2. Bases 120 to 1289 code for a protein of 389 amino acids. Gene Ontology annotation, cellular component: cytosol. Lineage: Eukaryota; Metazoa; Chordata; Mammalia; Lagomorpha; Ochotonidae. The record is from RefSeq and is a predicted model, not a curated record. Gene Ontology annotation, biological process: deoxyribonucleotide biosynthetic process. The transcript has 10 exons. Gene Ontology annotation, molecular function: ribonucleoside-diphosphate reductase activity, thioredoxin disulfide as acceptor.